AUGGGCACACUGCUGGACUCGUUUCAGGAGGCAUUGGAGAAAAGAGAAGCAAAACUGGCACGACGGCGACUGACGAUUCUGUCCCCGGAUGCUGCUGAUUUCUCGUCAAACGACUUCCUAUCUCUCUCGACCUCGUCGUUGCUCAAGUCACGAUAUUUGCGAAGACUGAAUGCUUGUUACGCUGCAGAUCAUUCCCUGGGGCUGGGAAGUGGUGGCUCGCGGCUGCUAGACGGUAACUCUGCGUUUGCUGAAGAGCUGGAACGGUUCAUCGCUUCUUUCCAUGACGCUCCUACUGGUCUGCUUUUCAAUUCAGGGUUUGAUGCCAAUGUCGGUGUCUAUUCGUCUGUCCCGCAACCAGGUGAUGCCAUUGUGUACGAUGAGUUGAUCCAUGCGAGUACGCACGAGGGAAUGCGUCUUUCUCGUGCGACAACAAAGCUUCGCUUUCAGCAUAAUUCAGUCGAGGAUCUGGAGAAUGUUCUCAAUGGGUUGAUUAAUGACGAUGUAUCAAUUUCCAGCCGCAAUGUCUUCAUUGCUGUGGAGUCACUGUACAGCAUGGACGGCGAUGUGGCUCCUUUGAAAGAGAUGGUUCAAGUCAUUCAUAAUACCUUCCCUCGAGGAAAUGCAUAUUUGAUUGUGGACGAAGCUCAUGCGACUGGGGUGUUUGGACCGAAUGGGGCCGGGGUCGUUCAAGAGCUAGGGGUUCAGAAUGAUGUUUUUAUUCGGACACAUACCUUUGGAAAGGCACUGGCUGGCCAGGGCGCCAUCGUCUUGUGUACGUCGUUGACGCGUGAGUAUCUGAUCAACUAUGCCCGCACGUUGAUAUAUACCACGGCGAUGGCGAGUCCGACCCUGGCGGCAAUUCGGACUGCUUACGAAUUGAUGCAACAAGGGAAAACCCAAUCAUUCCAACAAAAACUACAAUCCAACAUUUCAUACUUCCGGUCUCAAUGUGACAACUUCCAUAUGAACGACCAAUCAAUCGUUCGAAUCGACUACUACGACAGAUCCCCGAUAUUCUCUAUUCGCACCAAAUAUCCUCGCGAGUUGGCUAGGUAUUGUCAAGAGCGUGGUCUUAUUGUUCGUCCGAUCAUGGCUCCCACCGUGCCCCGUGGAAAGGAGCGCGUGCGUGUCUGUCUGCAUGCCGGAAACUCGUACGAGGAGAUUGACAGCUUGAUGUCGGCGAUUAGGCAGUGGGUGAGAGAUUCGACGACGGAAAGGCCAAAAUUAUGA
Messenger RNA from Talaromyces proteolyticus, 1230 nucleotides. Its product is annotated as putative aminotransferase. The transcript is spliced from 3 exons. The record is from RefSeq and is a predicted model, not a curated record. Bases 1 to 1230 code for a protein of 409 amino acids. Gene Ontology annotation, biological process: biosynthetic process. NCBI's taxonomy places the organism in Eukaryota, Fungi, Ascomycota, Eurotiomycetes, Eurotiales, Trichocomaceae. Gene Ontology annotation, molecular function: pyridoxal phosphate binding.